Ornithodoros turicata is the source of this 4025-nucleotide messenger RNA. RefSeq names its product disintegrin and metalloproteinase domain-containing protein 11-like (gene mmd). Gene Ontology annotation, molecular function: metalloendopeptidase activity. The transcript is spliced from 29 exons. Lineage: Eukaryota; Metazoa; Arthropoda; Arachnida; Ixodida; Argasidae. The record is from RefSeq and is a predicted model, not a curated record. Gene Ontology annotation, biological process: proteolysis. The coding region runs from base 332 to 3700 and encodes 1122 amino acids.
GAUCCGACCGCCACGACAUCUGCCGUUGCAGCACGGCAGCAACUUCAACUCGCGGUGGCCGGUGGCAGCCAAACGGGUGAGCACGGAGGCUUCCCGGGGUCUGGGUAGCUUCGCGCACCGCGACCGCGUUCCCUGGACUCCGUCCGAGGCGACGUGUGGGCGGCCCGGCCACCCCGACAGCCGACUCUGACCCUCGAACUCUAGCCCCCCGAAACCAACAUCGGCGCAGCGCGCCGCCAUCUUGGCUGAGUCGAGCGCGGCGGCGACGUCGACGAUGAGCGUCGUCCCCUGGGCCCCAAUGGAGCAGGAAUAUGCCGCUUGGUCGUAGAAAAUGCGCUGGUGUUUGUGCCUGGCCGUGCUGUUCGGCUACCACGCUGCUUUGACGGUCGCGGAUCCCGUGAACCGCUUCAAACGAAAACGAGAGGCGGACUCAGCCUUCGAUGAGCUUCCAGACAACAGCCGGCUGCUUGCAGUGGUGGAUCGUCUGAAGCGCUACCCGGAGAAUGAGCGCCUCAUCGCAAGCAUCCCCAGUCGCAUCUACGAGGUCAUCUACCCUGUCCAGGUGCGACACCACCAAAAACUGGGCAUCUCCACACGCGACACCACUGCCAACAAGUUGGUCUCCUUGCAGACAAACAAGCAUUUUCAUCAGACGUCGCUGCUCAUCAAAGCAUUCCACUACAAGUUCCGGCUGGAGUUGGAACUCAACGAUUACCUUCUGGCCCCCAAAAUGGUACAGAAGCAUCCGCUCCCCAAUGGGAUGUGGAAGUUUCCCACUCAGGAAGUGGAGCAUUGCUACUACCAUGGCACCAUCAAAGACUACCCAGGUGCUGUAGCUGCAUUUAGAACAUGCAGUGGUAUCAGUGGCAUCAUUCAUGUUCGAAACGAGACAUUUGUCAUUCAUCCUUUCUAUGGGGGAGAUCUCUCUAGAGUCCAUCCGCAUGUGAUAUACAAGUAUUACAGCAGCAACAAGAACCCUUUUGCUUGUGGUAACUCACGAAUGCACGAGUGGGGUUUCAAGCACCACCGCCCCUUGAGCGCCCAACCGACUCCCAGGCAGAAGAUUAAAAAUCAGCCACGAUCUGGCAAGAGGGAUGUUCGUGAGGUGUACAAAUUCAUCGAACUGGCUUUAGUUCUAGAUAAAGCCAUGUUUGACGCAAGGAAUACAACAGGGUCUGAAGUUGUAAGUGAUGCCAUCCAAAUCAUCAACUGUGUGGAUAUGUACUUCCGCACUGUAAACACACGUGUGUCCAUAGUAUAUGUGGAAAUGUGGGCGACGGGCGACCAGAUGGAUCGUACAAACGACAUCCGGCAGACCCUACUCAACUUUGUAGACUACUCAUCCAGAAACCUCUACAAGCAAGCUGUAGAUGCCACGCAUCUCAUUACGGGACUCCAUUUCCCAAGCCAAGAAGUGGGGAUGGCUAUUCCGGAUACGGUUUGUACAGCCAAGGCCGUGGGCAUCAGCCAGGAUACCAAUGUGUAUGAGCCCCACCUGGUUGCCAGUACAGUGACACACAUGCUUGGUCACAACUUGGGCAUGAGCCACGACGAAGGAGGCAAUUGCCAAUGCCAGGAUUCCUGGGGAUGCAUCAUGGCUCCUGGUAUAAUGGGUGCGAACCACAUCCAGCCAUACCACUUCUCAUCGUGCAGUCUCGACGAGUACAUCGGUGCCUUGCGCAUCGGGCACGGGAUCUGCCUAUUCAACAAACCCGGGCAGUUGGAAGACUUUCGCUCGUGCGGUAACGGAAUCAGAGAACAAGAUGAAGACUGCGACUGUGGCUCGAUAGAGGAAUGUGCCAAGGCUGAUCCAUGCUGCGACCCAAUAACUUGUAAGUUGCGCGUGGAGGCUGAUUGCUCUAGUGGUCCUUGCUGCGAAAACUGCAAGCUUCGUCCAUCUGGAUAUCUCUGUCGCACCCCAGAGUCUGAAUGCGACAUUCCAGAAUUCUGUAAUGGCCGAUCAGGGGAGUGUCCAGCAAAUAUCUAUCACAAAAAUGGAGAAGAAUGCAAGGAUGGUAAUGGGUUUUGCUUCCAUGGCAAGUGUCGCACCUCAGAUGAGCAGUGCGAGUACAUCUGGGGAUUCGGAGCAAAGCGGUCGGAUGAAAAAUGUUUCGCGGAGUACAACGUGCAGGGCAGUCUGAGCGGAAACUGCGGCCACGACGGGAAUGACGGGUUUGUCAAGUGCAGGCCAGAGCACGUCCUGUGCGGCACCCUGCAAUGCCAACGUGGCACCCGCACCCCAAUCGUGGUCGGCAUGGAGAAGCAGUACACCCGCACCAUUGUCUCCAUUGGGGGAUCCGAGUAUGAAUGCAAGGUGUCGAUGGGAUCAUUCAGUUCGGAAUUCCCGGACAUAGGUAUUGUCUGGGAUGGGACCAAGUGCGGGGUUUCCAGGAUCUGUGUGAACAAGACAUGCGUUCCAGUGGACAACUACAGGGACCUUGGUACUUGCCCCAGCAAUAGCAUAGCUCUGACGUGCUCAGGGCAUGGGGUGUGCUCCAACGUGAACUCAUGCUACUGCGAUAAAGGAUACAUGGCACCCGAUUGCAGCCAACGAGUGAACGCGACAGAGCCACCUACACCAGCACCCAUCACGUCAGCACCACCGCCAGCCCCUGUACCCACCGAUCCAACCAAAGGACCAAAGACCAGUUUUGAUGUGGCUCAUAAGGAUGCACUAAGUACCCCGUCGCUGGUCAUAGUCCUCGUUUCCGUCGUUGGGGGUGUCUUCAUCUUUUUUGCUCUGCUUGCCACCUGCUAUAGGAGAAGCACUGUGCCCAAGCUGGAGCCUCAGCAGCCCAAGAAGCACCCCAGCCGUAAAAUUCCGCCCCCUCACACUGCAGGAGGACCCAAAACCGAGCCUCAAGAGGUGGCCGCUGGCACCACCCUUGAUAAUCGCAUUAUCACUUUCGGGAGCAUGCCUUCGUACAGGGAGGACAAGCUCCAGGAGCUGAAACGCGUGCAGCGGCCCGACGGGGGGGACGCCGACGAGACGUCCACCUUCAUCGAGCUCUCCCCCAACAACCUCAGCAAAGAUGGCGCCAAGUGGACCACUGCCGCCGCCAACGCCGCCCUUGCGGCAGGCGCCACAAAUCCUCCGGACACUCUGACCGAAGUCGAACGAACCCUGAAGAGCCUCAGCGGAUAUCACGAAGAGAUCCUCGAAGCCCUCCACUCUGCAUCGUCGCACGCGAGCCCGGGGACGGACAGCCGGCGCGGGGACACCCUCCCGCGAGGGUCGGGAGGCGACCUCAGUGCGGACGAGCCCCUUCGCAUCCGGAACCUGGAGGACCUGCUCCGCCAACUCGAACCCGGAUCCGAGCGGAUGAGCGAGCCAGAGGCGGACCGACAGUACCUGGCAUCCGUAGGAGGCCCCUACGGAGGUUGCUUUUACGGGGUCGGAGGACCCUACGCCUCGCUGGUCCGCGACGAAGAAGAGGGCAGCGAAGAGGCCCCGACCUACUCGGCACCCCAUUUGCUGCGAUCAGCCAGCGAGGAAGCCCUGCCCGUCGUGGGGAGGGCCGCAUUCUCCGCUCCUUCCCUGCCCAGUCCACCGUCGGAGGAGUCGGGGUCCUACGAGGAGAGUCCCUUUCCGCCGCCCCUGCUGCCCGGCCCCCCGCGGAGGGCCAGGGUCAAGAAGAAGUUUCCCGAGUACAAGAUGCCUCCCGUGGACCACCCUCACAGGAGGAACUUCUACAAGUGAGCCCACUCCGACGGAAGACGUUUUGUUUCGCAGGCAGCUCUGUAAAUAGUUCUGCCCCGUGUUAAAAGCUCAAAAAUUGGGCAGCAGCCAGACCUAGGUCACAAUCACAGGACUCUCUCAGCAAACGUUUCAUCCCCCUUCUGCUCCCAUGUCUAGUGGCACAGUGUCGUCUGCUUGUUGGCCUGAACCCACCCCCCACCUUCCUUUUAGCGAAGAAGUGUACCGUUGUAGUUUGCGUGUGUGCUUGUAUUGCUAGCCCAGACAUAGCUCUCAACAAGCUCUUCCUUUGUAAUACAUUACGGAUUAAACAAAUUUUGUCUUCUAA